This is a messenger RNA of Scomber scombrus (Atlantic mackerel), 181 nucleotides long. RefSeq names its product cathepsin Z-like. The record is from RefSeq and is a predicted model, not a curated record. Gene Ontology annotation, cellular component: lysosome. NCBI's taxonomy places the organism in Eukaryota, Metazoa, Chordata, Actinopteri, Scombriformes, Scombridae. Gene Ontology annotation, molecular function: cysteine-type endopeptidase activity.
GACCGUAUCAACAUCAAGCGUGGAGGAGUGUGGCCGUCGGCUUACCUGUCGGUCCAGAACGUGAUAGACUGUGGGAGGGCGGGCUCCUGUUACGGAGGAGAUCACCUGAGAGUCUACGCCUAUGCACACGAGAAAGGCAUUCCUGAUGAGACCUGCAACAACUACCAAGCCAAAAACCAAA